AUGAAAAUCGAAUCGGACUUUUUGCCAGAAAAACAAUGUAUUGUUAUCGAUAUUGGAACCAAGUACACAAAAUUUGGAUUUGCUACCGAACAUUCUCCUAGAUGUAUUAUACCUACUUGUUGUGAAAUAGAUGGUACAUUUAUUCCUGACAUAUAUAAAUGUAAAGAUGAACAAACACUCAUGUUAGCUUUAACAAACUUCAUACAUAUGUUAUUUUACAAAUAUGCGCUAGUGGCACCUAAAGAUAAAAAAGUAAUAAUUGUUGAGUCAUUAUUAUCACCAACAAUAUUUAAAGAAAUACUUGCUAAAGUAUUGUUUAUUACUUAUGAAGUCACAUCUCUAUGUUUUGUCCCAUCACAUUGUGCUUCUUUGUUUACGCUUGGAAUUUCUACCGGUCUAGUUCUCGAUGUAGGAUACAAAGAAGUUAUCCUUAUACCAGUAUGUGAAGGAGUACCUGUUCUACGUCUAUGGCAAGCAAUGCCAUUGGCAGGACAAUCGGUAGAAAAUCAAAUCAAAACUCGUAUUGAUAUAAGUCAAUUAUCUGAUGAAUCGAUUGACAGUAUUGCUGAAGAUAUUAAAGCUAGAUGCUGUUUUGUGACUACAUUAAAACGUAGCAAAAUUCUAGCCACAGGUCAAAGUGUUGAGCCUAAAACUACUGAUGUUGAAUAUCAUAUAAAUGGAGAAAGUUCCAUAACAAUAUCCGGAGAUGUUAGGGAAACAGUCCAUGAUGUAUUAUUUGAAGAAAACAUUGAUGAAAUGUCUAUCACUACUAUGAUUCUUGAAACUAUAGUUAAUAGUAAUGUGGAUAUCCGAUUAAAGCUUGCAGAAAACAUUGUUCUUAUAGGUGGCACAGUGAUGGCUAAAGGUUUCAUGUCAAGAUUAAAAGAAGAACUUGUAGAAAAACUUAAGUGUUCCAAGUAUAACAAUUUAAAAAUCACAAAAUUCAAAUUUCAUGUAGCACCUGCUUAUGAAAAUUAUAUUGCUUGGCUUGGAGGAUCAAUAUUUGGAAGCACAAACAAUUUGAACAUACUUUCACAAACAAGGGAAAAUUAUAUAAAUGAAAAUUAUGUUCCAGACUGGCCCACAACAUUCACCAGGCAAAAAACUGAAUAA
Macrosiphum euphorbiae (potato aphid) is the source of this 1113-nucleotide messenger RNA. The record is from the annotation of a GenBank genome assembly. Lineage: Eukaryota; Metazoa; Arthropoda; Insecta; Hemiptera; Aphididae.